AUGCCUGCCUAAACAAUUCAUCUUUUUCCUAACCCUUGUACCACCCUGCGUGCCUUGCCCCCAACUACUACUUCCAUUUGAAUCCCAUAGCAUACUCUGUCAUGGCCUGAAUAAAAUCGAGAACUUGCCCUAGGCUGAGAGGCAAGGUGUUGCCCCUUUAACUGCUAUUUUAAAUCACACACCAAUCAAGCAUAAGGAAAAGCAACACCACUUCUCCUGGGAAAUUUUGUGCUCUGAGCCUUAUGUGUGAUGGCAUGGAUGGAGUGAAGUGGACCUUAGGGAACUGAUCAAACAAGACACAUUUUUGCCUCCUUUUUCCUGCCUUGGAUACCUGCUAAUGGAGGGCAAAAGGUCAGAAGAAUGAACUUUUUUCCUAGGGACCAGGCAACUCCCAGGUAGAUUAAAACAGAGGCAAUCCUACAGGAAAUUGAUUUUUGGUUUUGUAUUGGAAGAAUACCAGGGAAUAUAUAAGCACCAUCUUACCUGCUUCCCUAAACUGCCACUGUAACUACAUGAAAUCAAUUUCCUCCAUCUGGUAGCAAUCUCUCUAGAACAGUGGGAACAUCUACUCUCUCAGAGCUGAACUCAUUCAUCCAGUAUGGUGUUAACUUACCUAUCUGUGCUGAUUUGUCCUGUAAAGUCUCCUCUUUGUGAUGUGUGGCUCAUGUGGUAGAGAAAGAAUUGAAUCUUUUCCAAGUGAGAGAGGACAAGCAAGUCAGUCUGAGAAAAUGAACGACCGCUUGCUUCCCAGGCUGUGUUUGUGCAGGGUGCAAAAUGCAGAACUCCAGGUGUGACCUUCCAAGGGUGGUGCAAGGUUUCCUCCAGCAGCAGGCUCGGCAGGGGUGUGUCCUGCCUUGUGCAUGAGUCAGCGUGCAAGUGGUUAAAUUGGUGAGCCUUGGCUUUCCUGGCUAGAGCAUCCAGCCUCCAAGAGUUAACCUGCAGCACUGCUCAGAAGAGCAGGGGCAGAGGAUACACAAGCAUCCUAGCACUCUGGCUUGCAGGGGAAUGACAUGCGGUUUUGAGCAAGCAGCAGCCGCAGCAGGUCUGGGGUUGUCUUGUUCCUGUCUAUAGAAGCCAGAUGUUUUGAUGGGCAUCAUAAGUCCCCUGGUCUCAACAUCUUAUCUCUACUGGCUCUGCCGCAGGACUCGGCAUCAACUCAGUUCAGACCCCUUGAUUGUCAAGCAGAUUUCAGGAAGUGCUGUGAAGUCUAAACCCUGUAACGUGCAAGUGGACAGGGGCGAGAUUCUGGAUGGCCACCUGCUUCACUGGGACGUGGCAGCUCUUGUGAGUGGUGGAACCAGGAAAAAUGGCCAAGCGAAGUUUCUCCGCGUUGGAGGCAUUCCUGAUUUUCCUCCUUGUGAUGAUGGCUGCCAUUACUGUGGCCCUUCUCAGCCUCUUGUUUAUCACCAGUGGAACCAUUGAAAACAACAAAGAUUCAGGGAACCUUGAUUUUUCAACCAGCCAAAGCCCUCCAGCCACACAGGGCCCUGCAGCCACCCAAUCUGCUCCAGUGACCUGCACCCCGGAGCUUCAGAACUUCAGUGGUUACCAUAUUGGUGUUGGACGAGCUGACUGCACAGGACAAGUAUCAGAUAUCAAUUUGAUGGGCUAUGCCAAAAGCGGCCAGAAUGCGCGGGGCAUCCUCACGAGGCUGUACAGCCGGGCUUUCAUCGUGGCGGAACCUAAUGGGUCAAAUCGAGUGGUGUUUGUCAGCAUUGACAUAGGCAUGGUAUCGCAGCGACUCAGGCUGGAGGUCCUGGAUAGGCUGCAAAGCAAAUAUGGCUCCCUGUACAGAAGAGACAACGUUAUCCUGAGUGGCACUCACACGCACUCAGGUCCUGCUGGCUAUUUCCAAUACACUGUAUUUGUGAUCGCCAGUGAAGGAUUUAGCAAUCGAACUUUUGAGUACAUGGUCAAUGGCAUUAUGAAGAGCAUUGAGAUAGCACAUACAAAUAUGAAACCAGGCAAAAUCUUCAUCAAUAAAGGAAUUGUGGAUGGUGCACAGAUCAACCGAAGCCCUUAUUCUUAUCUUCAGAAUCCACAGUCAGAGAGAGCAAGGUAUUCUUCAAAUACAGACAAAGAAAUGGUCGUCUUGAAAAUGGUGGAUUUGAAUGGAGACGACUUGGGCCUUAUCAGCUGGUUUGCCAUCCAUCCAGUCAGCAUGAACAACAGCAACCAUCUUGUAAAUGGCGACAAUAUGGGCUAUGCAUCUUACCUUUUUGAGCAAGAGAAGAACAGAGGAGAUCUACCUGGGCAGGGACCAUUUGUAGCAGCUUUUGCUUCAUCAAACCUAGGAGACGUGUCCUCCAACAUUGUUGGCCCACAUUGCAUCAACACCGGAGAGUCUUGUGAUAACGCCAAUAGUAGUUGUCCUAUUGGUGGGCCUAAUAUGUGCAUAGCAACGGGACCUGGCCAGGAUAUGUUUGAUAGCACACAAAUUAUAGGACAAAUCAUAUAUCAGAGAGCAAAGGAUCUGUAUAUCUCUGCCUCCCAGGAGGUGAAGGGACCAGUGGCCUCGGCCCACCAGUGGGUCAAUAUGACAGAUGUGACUGUCUGGCUCAAUUCCACACAUGCAGUAAAAACCUGUAAACCGGCACUGGGCUACAGUUUUGCAGCUGGCACAAUUGACGGAGUUGGAGGCCUCAAUUUUACACAGGGGAUGAAAGAAGGGGAUCCCUUUUGGGACACCAUUCGAGACCAGCUCCUGGGCAAGCCAUCUGAAGAAAUCAAAGAAUGUCAAAAACCAAAGCCAAUCCUUCUUCAUACUGGUGAGCUCUCAAAACCUCACCCCUGGCAUCCAGAUAUCAUUGAUGUUCAGAUUAUUACUAUUGGGUCCUUGGCCAUAACUGCCAUCCCUGGGGAGUUUACAACCAUGUCUGGACGAAGACUUCGAGAGGCAGUUCAAGCAGAAUUUGCAUCUUAUGGCAUGAAGAACAUGACUAUUGUUAUUUCAGGUCUAUGCAAUGUUUAUACACAUUACAUUACCACUUAUGAAGAAUACCAGGCUCAGCGAUACGAGGCAGCAUCUACAAUUUAUGGACCACAUACUCUGUCUGCUUACAUCCAGCUGUUCAGAGGCCUUGCUAAGGCCAUUGCUACAGACACAGUAGCCAACCUGAGCCAAGGCCCCGAGCCUCCGUUUUUCACACAGCUUAUAAGCCCGUUAAUUCCUAAUAUUGCAGAUAGAGCACCAUUAGGCAGAAAUUUUGGGGAUGUCCUACAGCCAGCGAAACCUGAAUACAGAGUGGGAGAAGUUGUUGAAGUUGUAUUUGUAGGUGCUAACCCAAAGAAUUCAGCAGAAAACCAGACCCACUCAACCUUCCUCACUGUGGAAAAAUAUGAGGACGCUUCAGCAACGUGGCACAUAGUGUAUAAUGAUGCUUCAUGGGAGACUCGUUUUUAUUGGCACAAGGGAUUACUGGGUCAGAGCAAUGCAACGAUAGAAUGGCAUAUUCCAGACACUGCCCAGCCUGGGAUCUACAGAAUAAGAUAUUUUGGACACAAUCGGAAGCAGGAACUUCUGAAGCCAGCUGUCAUACUUUCCUUUGAAGGCACUUCUUCUGCUUUUGAAGUUGUAACUACUUAGAGGAAAGUUGGCAUGUCAUUUAAAGGAUAGCUUUUCUCUGUGUAUGUUAUAUGACUGAUUUCACAUGAGUGUGAACCACCAUGUUGACUUCUAUAAUUGUCCCUGUGUAGGGACAGAUAAUUUACUGCUAAUAGGACUGGGGAUGGGAGACAGAGGGAGAGAGGGAGAAGAAAAGAAGAAAAGGGAGACUGAUAGGAGGAGGGACAGGGACUGAGAGAGAAAAAUCCCAUUGAUGCACUUUUUUCUUGCCCAACAGCCUUGUACCCUGUGGUCUACAACUUAAAAGCGUGGUUUAUCUUGAGGUCUUGUGAUUGAAGAACAGUUGCCUUGAAUAUGAAACUUCCAAAAUGUUAGAGUAUUCAAAGCUGUGUGAACAAUAUUUAACCUGUUUAUUUAUAGAAUCCUUGGAUGUUCACCCUGAAAACCUUUAUAGACAUUGUAUAGUUUGAUCCUUUAUUUUACAAAUAGGAAAAAUGAGGUUUGUGGACUUAAAAUUACAAUGAUGUUCUAGGACCUUUUCUUCCAAUUCCAUUUGAAAAUUAUUAUAUAAACCUUAACCAUAAAUGUAUGCACCCAAUUAGAGAAACAGGAAAUUAGCAUGGCAGCUUUUCUAUAUUCAGAUGAGCAUGGCUCUUCAAAGCAGUCACCCUGGAGCUGACUUGCUUGGUCUAGAGUUGUUAAUUCUCAAGUCAUUUCUGAAAUUGUCUUCAGAGCCCAAUUAUGAAAACAGUCACACUUGUAAUGUUUUGAUCAUGCCUUCUGUUUCCUUAAGUGUCCUUAUCUCACUGGAUUAUGUCUCUUAUUCCCAGGACUUAUUCUAAGUGAUUUUUUUUUACUCUUUUCAUAAAUCAAGUUCACCUAAAACCAUAAAGCUUUUGCAUUAGUUCUGAUAGUAAAAUGAUAAUGUUGCUGGCUUGGGAAAGCAGUCCAUAAUGGGGAGGUUCUAAACUAAUUUAUCUGUUCUUUUUUCAUUUGCUCACUCAUUCACUUGUGGAUCAUUCAAUUAUAGUAUAUUUAUUUAGACUUACAUCCCCUGUAUUAUACUAGUUCCUAGGUCUUGCUAAGCAAUGAGAUUGUAUUGUGUCAAAAGUGACUAUUUUAAUGGAAAAUAUUCAAUUUUUUAUAAUAAUUCCAGAGAGACAUUUAAAAAUUAGUAAUCUUCAAGUUGUAUAUCAUUUGUGUUGGAUACUCUAAUUUGAAGGCAAAUUCUGUACAGUUUUUAAAAUUAUUUGUCAGCAGUGAACAUUAUACCUAGCCUAAUGUACCAAAGAAUGAGAUAUGACAAUCUGACCUUGAUUGCCUAUAAGUGAUAACUGCACUUAAAAUGACCUGUUAGCUAGAAAUUUCCAGCCUGCACAUUCAAAUUCCAGACUCCAAGUCACGUUUUUUAUGUGUGUAAAAGCUUUAGCAUUUUAAGGAAAAAAUAACCUUUACUUAAAAAAUAAACUUUAAGGUUUGAAAUGAUAGUGAUAGCAAUAAUGAUAAUACUAACAUCAAUUGAUGUUUGGCUUAACUGUAUCUUGAAUUAGAACGAUUCCAGAACAUGAAAGAAUUUGUCAAGUCAGUACUCUAGAGGCUCUUUCUAUGCAAGUUAGCUGCUGGAGAAUUAGCUAACCAAGCUCUCUAAGAGUUGUGAGCAUUUCACCUAAUGGCACCACCAGCUUCAGUGUAAAUCAAUCAGAGGCCUAAAAGAGCAGGUGAUUCUGACAGUAGUCAAUCUAGAUUCAAAAGAACACAUGGGAUGGUCUUAAACAUUAUUUCUUGUCAUGUAGAAGAAUUUAUGAAUUAUUUUCCACUAUCUUCAUUCCUCUCAUUGAGGCUUUUCUAUCUGCCCAAGAUUCCCUCUUGCUGACAUCUAUAUCAAGGCAACAGUGAUACCAACCACUGAUACUUUUGUAACCUACUGUGUACUACUGAUUCUUCUGCACCCUACUGAUCAUAUUGCAUCCUGCUGGUCCUUUUGUAUCCUACUGUGACCUACAGAACCUUCUGCAUCCUCCUGUGCCCUACCAGUCUUUUUUACCCUACUGAUAUUUUUGUAUCCCACUACAUCUAUUGAUUCUUGUGUACCAACCCUCUGUCGACUGGUACUCUCAGCCACCGAUAACCAAUAGUACCUGUUUUUGCACUGGCUCUCACCUCUUCCAGACCGUACAGUUCUGUGUGUUUUUUUUUUUAAUUUUUUUGCAUAAAAAUAAAACCAAAUCCAUCCAGUGUAGAUACCAUAGUUAUUCACUUGAGCAUAAAAGAACACUGCAAAGCAACUGACUUCAUAUAUUAAUAUAAAAAUUCAGACCUUGUUUGCAUCUGUGGUUGCUGCUGGAGAGAGGCUCAUUGGAGCAAAACUAUGGGAAGGAAACUACUGAAACUGGUGGAGAGGGUAGAUAGUAGUGGGUUCCGUUGGUGGGAAAACUAUGAGUAUUUUCAAGCAGAUGUUGUUUCUCUUAUCAACAUUUUAUUUUUUGUACCCUGCUUAUUUGAUGUUUAGGUUACUGUGACUUCUUCAAAGAGUAGUGAAUGUUUCCACUUUUAGGUCUAUAUUUUUCAAUGACUAUUCUGUAAAAUUGUCAAUGUUCAAUAGAAUAUUUAGUAAUAAAUUAAGAAUUACACUUGAGAGUAUUUUCUAAUGAAUGGUGACAUAUGCAAGUGAACAAUCUGCUUCAAAAAAUAGGAACAAAAGAUGAUGAUUUAUAUGUAAGUCAGUAUGGAAAAUGACAAAAAUGACUCUAAGAAUAGCCACUCCAACAUAAUGGAAUCACUGCUUCAUCAGUUUUUUCCCAGUUUCUGAAGAUCUACCACAGGAAAAUAUGCUCAUAUGUUGGCAUUGUUUUACUGUAAGGACAACUGCUAGUGUUCUAGGCAGGCAUCUUAUUAUGGCUACUUAAGACAAAGUGACCAAAAUGAGUUUACUUGUGAAUAAUCUUUUCCAGUCUUCCUUCUUUUUUAUUCUCCUCUAAUAUAAACAAGCUUAUUGUCUUUUUCUCAUAUUAGCACAUCGAUUUUUUUUUUGCUCAAAUGUUUUCAUCACUAGAUGAAAGAAUUUUAGUUCUUCCUGAUGAUGCUUUUGGCUCUUGGGUAUCCAAUCAAACUUGCUGUUUCAUACUGGCUUUUGGAAUUUCAGGCUGAUAUAAUGCCAGAGAGGGAAAUGUACAUAUUUGCCACACCUUUGUUAAAAUAGAAAAUCCCCGAUCAGCAGUGAUCUAAACAUAGAUAUUUACAGUCUCAUAUUGCAAGAAAUCUUGAGGUGAUAAAUUCAGGUUUGAUUGAAAUUCAUGUUUGAUACAGCCAAUCAGUGAUGUCAUUGAUGUUUUUCUUUUAAGAUUUAUUUGAAAGUUUGAAUGAUGAGACAGAGAGAGUGAAGGAGGAAAGGAAGAAGGGAGGAAGGGACGGGAGAGGGAGAGAGUGUGUGUACAUGCAGGUGUUCUGGACAAGAAGACAGCACAAGUAGACAAUAGAUUAUCAAGCAGUUUUUCAAGGCUAUAGUUAGAAUAUAAAUGAAGAUAUUGAACUUUGUCUUCAUAAAUCAUAAUUUGGUUUUAUACUUUGUGUUAGCAUUCCCCCCCUUGAGACUGCUUAUUACACAAGUGUUCUUGAAUGUAUUUAUCCUUUACUCAAAUAAUAUAAUCCACUUUUAGAACCAAGGAAAUUGAUUUUGGUCCCAAGUUUCCAGUGAUAUUGACUGUCUUGGUGGCCUGUAAUUGAGUCUCUUUGAAUUGAUUGUAUAAGGGACUUCUGCUUCUUUCUAUCUAGCUAGAUAAAUAUGUGAUAUCUUUUUGCUAUUUAAGACCCACUGAAAUGACAAGUAAUGCCAGUGAAGGCACCUUUACAUGAGAUCCUGCAUCCCAGCCUGACUCUCUUCAAAAAAUUAAUGGAAAAUGCAUAUAUUGAAAAAAAACUAUGCAUGGAUUUCAAAUUGUUUUGACCCAAAAUAAACUAAUAUUUUACUUCCA
Molecule: messenger RNA, 7536 nt
Organism: Oryctolagus cuniculus (rabbit)
Lineage: Eukaryota; Metazoa; Chordata; Mammalia; Lagomorpha; Leporidae
Source: RefSeq, a predicted model, not a curated record